AUUAUUAAUGUGGAAUACUAUAGAUGAUGAAUGAUUUAUAGAUUUUUGGAAACCUUGAAAAGAUUAUGUAGGUACAAUUAAAUUCCUGAACUUUACCAAAAACAAAACUCUAUAUUUUUUUAGUAAUCCAUCCAAUAGGAAUUCUGGCGACCAUAGAGGAAAUAAAUCCAUCCAUGGCCGAUCUCGUCGCUGUCAAGUCUCUAUUUCCCUUUCAAUUAUGAAGCAUCUUCAAUGAUUUUAUUUGUAUUUAAAAGUGCAAGUGAUAGUGUGGCGGCGCGGUCUCGGUGUUAGGGCUCGUUGGCCGGAGGCGCCAUGUUCAGCGGGACGGUGCGCGUCAAGGUGUGCGAGGCGACGGGCCUCAGGCCGACCGACUUUCAGAAACGGCACAACAUGACCUUCGGGAAACCAGACAACCAGCCCAUAGACCCGUACGUGUCGAUCGACGCCGACGAGCACCAUCUAGACCGGUCCAACACCAAGCCCAAGACAUUUGACCCUGUGUGGAAUGAGACAUUUAUACAUGAGGUUCAGAAUGCUACCAACCUGGGAUUCACUGUAUUUCACGAUGCUGCCAUACCACCGGACGACUUUGUAGCCAAUUGUACUAUUCCAUUUGAGGACCUCAUGCACAGAGACAAAGAUGCCACAGACUUUUGGGUGGAUUUAGAACCUCAAGGAAAAUUGCAUCUAAAAAUAGAUCUGAAAUGGAAUUCCCAACCGAGCAGCGGAGGCACGAGUACGCGCGCAGUGCGCGGGCGCGAGUUCAAGGAGGGCGCGGGCUUCAACCGGCGGCGCGGGGCGCUGCGGCGCCGCGUGCACCAGGUCAACGGGCACAAGUUCAUGGCCACCUUCCUGCGCCAGCCCACCUUCUGCAGCCACUGCAGGGAGUUCAUCUGGGGUCUCGGCAAACAGGGUUACCAGUGUCAAGUUUGCACCUGCGUGGUACACAAGAGAUGUCAUUCAUCUGUGGUUACUAAGUGUCCAGGCAUGAAGGAGGAGCAACUGGCGGUGGGCGUGUCGGGCGGGCAGCGCUUCAACGUGAACGUGCCGCACCGGUUCGUGGUGCACUCCUACAAGCGGUUCACGUUCUGCGACCACUGCGGCUCGCUGCUCUACGGCCUCAUCAAGCAGGGCCUGCAGUGCGAAGUGUGUUCGAUGAACGUGCACAAGCGCUGCCAGAAGAACGUGGCCAACAACUGCGGGAUCAACACCAAGGCGAUGGCGGCCAUCCUCAACGAGAUGGGCAUCUCGCCCGACAAGAACCCCAGGCCGCGCGCCUCCAAGUACCUGAACACACCUCUACUUGAAGGCCCUCCAGACUUGGCCUCUGAAGAUGGAAAAGAUCCAGAUAAGCUGGAGAAUAAAGGUGGCGCGGCCCAGCAGUGGGAGUCGGAGUGGGCGGAGCUCCAGGACAUAUUCUCUAGAUACGAAGGCACGAUGGUCGGCAAGCAGGCUCCGUGGCGGUCGGCGUGGGACGAGCUACAGGACAUAUUUGGGUCGUACGAUGAAGGUUCCGACGGCGCGGGGGACGGCGCGGAGGGUAUGAAGGUGUCGUUGGAGGACUUCCACUUCAUCAAGGUGCUGGGCAAGGGCUCCUUUGGGAAGGUCAUGUUGGCUGAGAAGAAGGGCACUGAUGAGGUGUACGCGGUGAAGGUGCUGAAGAAGGACGCCAUCAUCCAGGACGACGACGUGGAGUGCACGCUGACGGAGCGGCGCGUGCUGGCUCUGGCGGCGCGCCACCCCUUCCUCACGGCGCUGCACUGCGCCUUCCAGACGCCCGAGCGCCUGUUCUUCGUCAUGGAGUACGUGGACGGCGGCGACCUCAUGUUCCAGAUACAGCGCGCGCGCAAGUUCGACGAGCCGCGGGCCAGGUUCUACGCGGCGGAGGUGACGCUGGCGCUGCAGUUCCUGCACUCGCACGGCGUCAUCUACCGCGACCUCAAGCUGGACAACAUCCUGCUGGACAGCGAGGGCCACUGCAAGCUGGCCGACUUCGGCAUGUGCAAGGAGGGCAUCCUCGACGGUGCUACUACGACGACCUUCUGUGGGACUCCUGAUUACAUUGCUCCAGAGAUCCUGCAGGAGCUGGAGUACGGCCCGUCGGUGGACUGGUGGGCGCUGGGCGUGCUGCUGUACGAGAUGCUGGCGGGGCAGCCGCCCUUCGAGGCCGACAACGAGGACGACCUGUUCGAGUCCAUCCUGCACGACGACGUGCUGUACCCCGUGUGGCUGUCCAAGGACGCCGUCUCCAUACUCAAAGGGUUCAUGAGCAAGAACCCGUCGCGGCGGCUGGGCGUGGCGGGCGGCGCCGCCGGCAUCCGCGCGCACGCCUUCUUCCGCGACGUGGAGUGGGACGCGCUGGCGCAGCGCCGCCUGCGCCCGCCCUUCCGCCCCAAGGUGAAGAGCAAGCGCGAGGCGGCCAACUUUGACGCGGAGUUCACCAAGGAGGACCCCUGCCUCACGCCCGUGCCGCCCGACGUGCUGCGCGCCAUCAACCAGGAGGAAUUCAAAGGCUUCUCGUUCGUGAACAAGGACUUCAACCCGGCGCCGCCCGCCGCGCCGCUCGCCUGAAGCCGCGCACCCACCCGCCGGCACUGGCGCCGCGCCCGCCUGUGUCGGCAAGUCACUGUCGGCCUUUGUCCGAUCACUCGCUCGUCCGCAUGACCACAGAUCUGUUUGUAACAUCGACUAAACGAUACUCGGAUGUAACAUCGCCCCGGGAGAAGUGUACUUGAACAGAUCGAGUACAAUUUUCCUCUAAAAUUUGCAAUACGCGUCUGAUUCGUAUAAGACGAUUUGAGUCUUAAGGUUAUAGGGAUAUGGUUGAUUUUUCUGCAGAUGUGUCAGUGUCAGUGUAUAUUAUCUGUAGGUGCGAUGUGUAUGCGAGGGACGCGAGAGACGCGUGUUGUACAAGAGGUGAUACAUUAAGUAUUCGUUUAUCGACGUGUGAUCAUUUGUAAACACAAGUGCGCUGCUGUUUCUUGUACCGCGACAGGGGCGUUCGCGCCUCUGCCUCCAUAUUGAAUCGUUACACGCUCCCAAUGACGCCGCGCAUUAUUAUGGCGUACCAAAAAUCUUUGCAAUUCGUUGGCCAUUGUAAAGAGAACUUUCUAGAACUUGAAUGAAACAAUGUAUUUGUAAACACAAUGAGUGUAAGGUAAUGCUUUUAAACUGCCGCCAUAGCUUCGGCUGUGGCCAACGAGUUGCGACUCUAUGCGGUGCGAGCGUGUAACGUAUGUGUAAUUUCUUCAGGUAACGUUCCCUAUACGACGUUGUACGUUGUGACGUCAGAGAAUGACGUCACGUUACAUGCGUACAACAUUGCGUAGAGAGCGGCACACGUCACAGUAUGUCGUGCUAUUUUUGGAUUUGCUAAACACAAAUAUUUAAUCAGACCAUCAAUAUAUAAUAGUAGGGGAGCCCGGGAUUAAAUUUGCAGUUACUACAGUGUCAUUGCAAUCGAUUAGAUUUGGUAGAUUAGAUGAUAGUAAGAUUAUAUGGUUAUAUACUUUUUCGCUUUCCGCGGUAACGAAAAAAGUAUAUAACCAUAUAAUUUUUACUACAGAUAAAAACUACAGACUUUUUUAUUACUUUGGCUUACUGAUCAUCAUCAGAAAACAUAAGCGAUUAUUCAGAAUAAUUUCAUUCAAAAUAAGUAAAAAAUUACCGCGCUCGUGGCUCGAUAAUUGGUUAGAUUAGUUAGUUCGAUAGAUCGUUAAUCUGACGUGCUGGUUGAGUAUUUCUGAAGUUAGCUCUUUUUUUGCAGACGUAUUUGUUAGACGUAUGCACCAACAUUAAGGGCUCAUACUUGGUGGAGGUACUCAACAACGUGCAAGGUAUACUCCCUUAUGUUCAUCUGCCGCGCUCGAGUUAUUGCAAAAACCCCCUCUUCGGCUCCCCUACCAUAAGAUUUAAAACGCAAUUCUAAGAUUUCCACUUAUUGACGAAAAAAUUUGCGUUAAAAACGAUUAAAGUCAGAACAUUGCAUUUAUUUGACGAGCGGUGAGUUGACGUCAUUUGUGUUUUUUUUUUAAAGGUUUCUCUUGUCUGCGUACGGUGGUGGGGGGACCUGUCGGCAGGACAGUGUGACGUGUCGCCAUACACGCUUAGAACAACAGAUCUUUAAUAUUAUAUAAAUAUAGCAUACGGCGUUUUGUAUGUUUGGUACACUACGGAACAUGGGCCUGAACAGAUUACGAGGAAAUUGACUCGAUUGACUGAUCUUGAACUAUGAGAACGUAUAGAUGUAUACUAAAACGUAGUCGUGCAAUAGGAGAAUAAGUAUAAACAAUAUGAAAAAUCAUAUACCAAAAAAACAAUUUAACUAAAGUAACUGUUGCAGUUAGUAUAAAUCAGGCAUUUCAUUUGUUGCAUUAUACAAGAUGAUGAAAUAUGAAAGUCAUUUUUAAAGGUCACAUUGUAUUAAUUUUACUGUAACUCUGUAGAACGGACCAGUCCAUAGAGUACCAAACAAAUGAUACGGACGUAAUCAACGGGUUCUAUAUGAUCUCCCAUCCAGUCAAACUUUAAUAAGAGUCGCAAAAACUAAAUAAUAGCAAAUAAUAUAAUGAAAAAAGAAAAGAAGAAUAUAUUUAAAUAGCGAUAACGCAUCCUAGAUUGUUGGUACGAUGAAGGUAUAUUUUAAAAGAACUCUAAAUAUUGCUAAUCGUAAGUCAGUCGGUGAGUGUUAGAGCAAUUAUUGAUCGUUGUACAUAAAGUUAUAAUUUCAUCACGGCCCGGGCCCGGACCAGCUCGAACGCAUCCAAUGGUCCCCGACACUGUUCCAAACAAAUCCAAUAGUAAACUACUGAAGCAUAGUCGAUGUUAAAGUUAGUAUACGUCGGGGAGGAGGCCUGCACUCACGGAGGGUUGCUCCCUCGGUGGUGCCGGUGCCAACGGCUGCACACUAAACUAGGCCUAAAGCCGAAUCUGAUGACUGUGUGAUCCUUGUGUUGCUACAUCCGUGCUGAUUUCACUUUAUUUUUAAAUAGAACCACUGUAACGGUUCUCUCGAGCACGGUGAGAGAACUUUAAAGGCAGUUUUAUUUUGUGUCAGCUACAGAAUACUUUAAAAGUUUAGUGCGCGAGCCGAGCGGCGCCGUCGACUGAACUCUGUUCGUCCGCGGCUCGACUGUUGGAUCUGUCGUGCGGCUCCGGGCGGUGCGACGUGACGUGACGUGACGUGACGGGACGGACGACGUGUUUUAUCAUAUUUUUGUUACGUUUAUUAAUUUAGGCUAUUUAAGGCUGUUCGUCGAAGUAACGCGCGGUGGACGGGGCGCUAGGCUGUGAAGUUUUGACAUAAACCCUUUGAGCUCAUACGAUUGCGCGUUUAUUGUCGACGGUUUGACGUGACAACAGGCUGCGACCUGUGAGCUGCGAAUGUCAAAUCGUUACAGAAACGGCGGGUUGAGCAGUUGUUAGUUUGCUACGAUGAAAUUCACCCACAGAGAAAGUCACUGAUAAACCUUAAUUGCGUACAGGGCUCAAUGCAUUUGAUGUUUAUCGCUGCAUGUUAUUAUAUUUUUUUGGUGUAUUUCAUUGAUGGAACUCUGAACGAAGCUUCGAGACGGUUGGCUGCGUCCUGUCCCGUAGGCCGUAGGUCGCGGGCACACUUAGUAAACCCCAUUCGCGAUAGUUGCGUGUGUGUGCGUGCGUGCGUGCGAGCGUGCGUGUGCUAGUCGUAGUUCUCGUUCGAACCACUAUAGUCAUUAAUUUUCGUCACUAGUUUAGGUUUUUUAAAUCUCGCGUACAUGAAAAUAUUGAAUACCUUGUUUGAGGUGCUUUAAUGUAAGUAAGUUUUUUGGAAGUGUUAGAAGUUUUCACUGUUGUGUCGAUGUCACUAGUUUCGUAGUCGGUUCCUACUUCGUUAGCGUGACGCUUCUAGUCUUGCGUUGUGUAUUUUGUGCGUUUUCGCGUUUCGCAGAAAAUAUAGCUCACCUGUUGUAGCAGUAUUCAUUUGAUGAAUCUUUGACUUUACAGCAAUAUGGGAAUCAGAAAUACCGUUACGGUUGUGUUAAGUUGAGCGUAUACACUACAGUUGCAAGUUGAUAGACAAUCUGUUAUCUUGGACCCAAAGCUCGCUGUCGAUAGUUUGUGUUCGCCACGACACUGUAAUGACCAAUAGGGUACAGACCAACAGUUUAACACAGACCUAAAAAAUCAUCUUCAUCUGUUAUAUCGAACUUAAUUUCUGAUUUGACUGUGUCUUAGAAAACGCUCAGCCGAAAAGAUAAACAACACUUAAGACUAAUAUAUCAGACUUUAUUUUGUGGCGUUACUUCAUUAUAGAAGUCAGUUUGACGAUGACCAGACGGUCACUAUCGGUUCCAUAUUGCUGUAACGGUCGUGACUUUAUUUCUUUACCAAAUAUAAUCAAAUUAUUAUGUUACGUUUACAUCAAUUCUAUUAUUAUUGACAUUAUAUAUUUGUUUCUGAGUACUGAGAGUACAAAUUUUUAGAUGUCCAUGCAGCAUGGAGCAUAUUUACUUAUAUUACUAAUGAUAGUUGUAAGAACGAGAUAUUGAUUAUUUUUUGUGUAUGUUUUUUGGCUGUUUCUUGAGUUUCGAUUUGGCUCACUUGGAAAAGAUCGUAUACAGUUUUAUUCUGCAUAUAUAGCGAGCAAAGAUUAAAAUUUUUAGAUUUAGAUAACUUUUGGAAUCUCCCAUCAUAAAACAUAGACAGAUUUUCCUAGAAACAUUUUUAACGGCUGCUAAAGACCGUGCCUGACUAUUUGACUACUCUCUAUGUACGACCGAAAGGGCACAAACAACAAAAUUAAGUAGGUGUGCCCUUUUCCCGCCUUCGAGUACUUAAGUUAUGUAUAUGAGCAAUGGGUCAUUCCCUGACGGCGACCACCGAUUGCGAAUUAUAUGUCGGUUAUAUUAUCUAAAGAUUUAAAUCUUUGGUCGCAAGAGUUACUAUAAAACUAAAGGUUUUGUGGAAGAAUGAGCUAUAAAUAUUAUAGAAUUAAAUUGGGAGUAAUUAGGAUAAGGUUAGAGAUAUGUACGUGGUUCAAAAGCUUGUGUGUAGACGAUAAGGUAGGUUACUUGUGAGCGAUGGACGACAUUCUCACCGGCUUCGGAAAUGGCGGAGCUUCUCGAUUCGGCGCGUUUCAGGUUUUUUUUAUGUAUUAUCGAUUCGUUUAUAGAUCAGUAGUACUCGCGUUCAAGUUUCCUUUUUUUAUAGAAAUGUUCGAUAAAUAACAUAAAGUUAUGUUUAAGAAAUUCAUUUAUAUUCCAAACGGGACUAUUCGAUUUAUUUUAUAUUCCAUGUCUAUUCAUUAAUGCUGCGAAAUAAUAUUGGGGUCAGUCGCAGAAUGUAGAAUAUACUGACUGCAGACAACGAAAAGCCGCUAGCCGAGCUUUGAAAUGCGUUGAGAAGUUGACUCAAAACUAGAGGGUAGGUUGUAGUUUUGAAAACGGCCUUGUUUUAUUGCGUAUGGAUACUUGUUCUUAAUUUACGGAUAGAUUCGAUGCGGCAAACUUUGCGAACAUUCGAAAAACAUACACACAUUUUAUUAACUGUUUUUGUAGAAGAGUUCUUUUUUUACACAUCUCGUAGUUAUUUCCACACUGCUAAAAACUCAACUAAGACAUAAACUUUAACGUUUUUCUUUCGUUUUUAUUAUAAAAACAUAAUCGCGUCGUGGUCAGGCAAAUAGCCCACAACAAAUGAAGCCGGGUAUUCUUUCCACCGUCUCACAAAACUGACAACAUUGCACAAAAAAACAUCAAUUCAUAUUUAAGCUUUUUAUAUAUUCCUUUGUAUUAUAAUAGGAUUUUUAUUUCAUGAUUUUGUUGUUAAAAAGGGUCGAUUUUCCUCUUAAAAAGUACCAAUCAAAAAUCUCAAAAUUUCCUGGCUCUCUAGCCAUAAGUUCUGAUUUGUAGUUACUUUUUUAUUAUUUGUAGUAUUAUAGGUUACGGUAUCUAUUGGACGAAGACAGUUGACACGUUUGAAGACCGAUCAGGGCAAUAUCAUUUCUUCUAAGCCUGAGAUCUUGAGUGAGGUCGAGAAGUUCUACGGACAGUUAUACACCUCUACCCAAAAGCCUGUUGACAAUUUGGCCAAAGAUCCUAGAGCCAAAUUGACCCGACACUAUACCGAAGAUAUCCCGGACGUCAGCCUAUACGAGAUUAGUAUGGCUCUCAGACAACUUAAGAACAACAAAGCACCAGGUGAUGACGGAAUCACAGCAGAACUCCUGAAAGCGGGUGGAAAACCGAUACUUAAGGUCCUUCAGCGGUUGUUCAAUUCCGUCAUUCACGAGGGUACAACACCUAAGGCGUGGCACAGGAGCGUGGUGGUUCUGUUCUUCAAAAAAGGUGACAAUACCUUACUGAAGAAUUACAGACCCAUCUCGUUGUUGAGUCAUGUCUACAAGUUGUUCUCGAGAGUCAUCACGAAUCGUCUCGCCCGUAGGUUUGACGACUUCCAGCCUCCCGAACAAGCCGGUUUCCGAGCAGGCUUUAGUACCAUAGACCACAUUCAUACGCUGCGGCAGGUUAUACAGAAUACCGAAGAGUAUAACCAGCCACUUUGCUUAGCGUUUGUGGACUAUGAGAAAGCCUUCGAUUCGGUGGAAACUUGGGCUGUGCUGAGGUCUUUGCAGAGAUGCCGGAUCGACUACAGGUACAUUCAAGCGUUGAAGUGUUUGUAUGAAAGCGCCACCAUGUCAGUCCGUAUACAGGAUCAGACUACGAGGCCAAUCCAACUGCAGCGAGGAGUGCGGCAGGGAGAUGUGAUCUCCCCAAAGCUAUUUACCGCUGCAUUGGAAGAUGUCUUUAAGCUUCUGGACUGGAACGGAUUUGGCAUCAACAUCAAUGGUGAGUACAUCACUCAACUACGUUUUGCCGAUGAUGUAGUCAUUAUGGCAGAGACUCUGGAGGACCUUAGUACCAUGCUCAACGACCUCAGCAGGGUUUCUCAACGUGUGGGCCUAAAAAUGAACAUGAGCAAGACGAAGAUCAUGACUAAUACUCAUGUACCGCUCCACCCAGUUAUUGUUGAGGACUCUGCGCUCGAAAUUGUAGACGAAUAUAUAUACCUAGGACACACAGUCCAGUUAGGUAGGUCCAAUUUUGAGAAAGAGGUGAAUCGCCGAAUCCAGCUCGGCUGGGCAGCGUUCGGGAAACUCCGCGACAUCUUUUCGUCCGAAAUUCCUCAGUGCUUGAAGACGAAAGUCUUCGAUCAGUGCGUGUUGCCAGUGAUGACAUACGGAUCCGAGACUUGGUCGCUGACUAUGGGCCUUAUUAGAAGGCUCAAAGUCACUCAGCGGGCGAUGGAGCGAGCUAUGCUUGGAGUUUCUCUGCGUGAUCGAAUCAGGAAUGAGGAGAUCCGCAGACGAACGAAAGUCACUGACAUAGCUCAGCGAGUCGCGAAGCUGAAGUGGCAAUGGGCGGGCCACAUAGUUCGAAGAGCCGAUGGACGUUGGGGCCCCAAGGUGCUGGAAUGGCGACCUCGCACCGGAAAGCGCAGUGUUGGGCGACCCCCCACUAGGUGGACCGAGGAUAUUAAGCGGGUUGCAGGGAGCCGCUGGAUGCUGGCAGCUCGAGAUCGUUGUGCUUGGAGGUCCAUGCAAGAGGCCUAUGUCCAGCAGUGGACGUCUAUCGGCUGAUAAGGUAAGGUUACGGUAUAUAUGACGAUACCAAAGUGUACUAGAGAUCCUUUAAAGUAGUUGACAUUUUAUCGAACGUUUUAACAUUGAGUGCGUUUGCUCUGGCGAAACGGGAUAAAGGGGGAGGAGCCUUCACACAUGUAACGCAUUCUUACUGGACUAAUUUCUUUUGGUUGCAUAUCUUAUAUUUUGUAUGUGAGUGUUCCAUACACUUACACACAAAAUAUAAGAAAUGUUAGCAUUACUUGUCUAAUUGUACCCACACCUGUAAAUUAUAAACAUAGCCUGCUUACUUCAAAUUCUGGUCUAAGCCUGAUGGUUAAACCUCUGGCAUAUUAUAAAUGUUUGUCAGCUCGUAUCGUAGCUAGGUACGAUACGCAAGAUUCAGACCCUCGACUGCUGAAGUAUAAAGCCUAAUUUUCUAAUGGAUUAAAUGCAGAAUCGUGUCCUCAAAAUGAUGAAGGUCUGGCCUUGCAGACUCACAAUAUUACUGAAAAGAGUUAUUUCCUGUAUUUGAUUUUAUAUUUGAUUCCCGCUAUUCAUAACCAUACAUCACAUAAACGUUCUUCAGGGCUAAAAGUAGCCCAGGUGCUGCUCCAAGGUACCAUUUAUCACUAACAAAAUUUAUUUUAAUCGGUUCAGGAAAUGUUACGGAAAGGUAACAGAUAAAGAAACAGAUAGUUUUCCAUUUAUAAUAAUAGAAUGGAUUGAAACUGUAGUUUUAGCAGAAGGCUUCCAAAGCGGAUUUAAAAAAUAAGAAAACCAAUGUGGAACAAUGGUUCUAAUUCACAAUAUUUUUCAGGACAACUUAAUUAACAAAUCAAACUGAACCACCAUUAUCCAGUACCAUUUAUCACUAACAAAAAAUAAGAUUCUAGACUGGCAGAGAAUGACUUGAGUGAAGUCAUCCACUUGUGAACGCUGUGUAUAGAGUUAAAGGAUCCAUUGAUAGUCGACUAACACUCCCCUUUUCCACUGAAGUCACUCUCCCCGCCUGUCCCAAGUAACCCAUGAAGCCGACCGAACGACGAGCGCUUUAUAUCGCAAGUCGUUCCCGCCAACCGAUCUCUACCCCUCUCUAACUCCCUACUCUUGACGGAAACAAGUCACGCCAUCUAGCGUCGGCACGAUCCAACACGAGAUCGAGCGACGUCAUAUCCAUCUCAGACUACUAUUUCCUACAGUAGUAUAUAAUGACAUAUUUUCAUGUUUUAAUACGGUAUCGAUGGGUUUGAGAAUUUCAAUGAAUUGGUGGAGCAAUCGCGAUAACCAAAGAGAUGCCGGUUUGUGUGCCGGUUUUGCAUUUUAAUUUUCAGUAAGAUAUUUUAACGCCAAAGUGUCAAUUCUGUGUACCUUUGUUUCUGCGCUCAUGUCUGCAGCACAUCUAGCAGCUCUCGGCUUUAAUAGAUAUUUGGGUUGAUAGGUGGGCUUUGUUCUUAUGGAAGAGGCUUUUUCAUACUGCCAGCCUUAACUAAAACUAUAAAAAGUUGUUUUAGUUCACUUGUAGUAGUUGGUUGGUCGAUUCUCCAGCUGUGAUCACUGUACUUUACCAACUUAUUUUUUCAACCACAUUAUAAAAGUCGAACGGGUAAAUAUAUUUUUUUUUGUAUUCAUUUUUCAUGUCCUGGCCUUUGAGUUUUUUUAGAUAAACACUUAACUUGCGAUUAAUUCUUUUAACAUUAAUUAGUUUUUUUUAUAUUUUAUAUUUAUUUAUUAGAAAAAAUAUAUGGUAUUAAUUUUGCAAUUUUGUUUUUACAACACUUUUUAUUAUCGGUAUUUUCAAAAAAUUAUACGCGAAAGCGGUGGUUAAAUAGUAUAUUCUAGAUAAUAAUGAACUAAGUACAGAAUCCCAUAGGUUAAUAUUAUGCCUCGAGUAUCGUUGCAGUUUAGCGACCGUACAGUUCGGAGACGGAGAAUGAUGCCGCCAUUUUGGUGUUCGGACUGCAUGAUCCUCUGGACUGUGUUGUUACUGUAAGGUUGUUCUCCCACAGAGAUAUUCAAAUUCAACGCAACUGCAACGCAAUCCAUAGGCCGUAUGCUAACCCCAGUCAAAUAGGAAAAAUAGGUCAACGUUGGAAUGAUGGAUAAUGAGCUUUUAACUCAGCUUUCAUUUUGGUUUUCUAAAAGUUCAAAUCUUUCCAUUGAAGCUGAGGUUAAAUCCUUAUUUGACUAGGGCACAUCGAGUAGCGUGUGACAUUAAACAUGGCGGUUGCGCGUAUAAUUGUAUGGAAGCGACUGACUAGCGGCGCGUAUCAACCACUGGUCGCUAGCGGGUAGUCUCGCGGGGACACCCUAAAUGUUCUUAUGAUAUUUGGAUCAUCAAUGAUUACGCUUAUUUUCAUGGGGAAUAAUAGGAACAAUAUAAUGCAAAUGACAUUUGAAGCUACUUAGGUAAUAGAUAAUAUUUGAAUUCCCAAAAACUGCUAAAAGGCACGGCAAGUUUUACGUCCUAUUAAUGUUGAAGAAUAGUUUACAUCUGUAGGACGUAAGACGUUACGUGCGAUUUCACAGUGGCAGUCAUUGCAUACAAAAUAUUUUAAUAACAAUCAUGAUCUUUAGGUAUUUUUAUGUCUAUGGCUUUGCAGGCUUUCAAUGUAUUAGGAUAUUUCUUAGAAUUUGCGUCACAAGUUUCCGUUUCGCACAAAAUUAUAGGAAUUUUGAUCGCCAUUGAUUUACACUAGGGUAAUGGUAGAAACACUUGACGCGUGCGGUGUUGGAUACGGCCAAAGUGCCGGUGCGUUUCUACCAUAAUACGUCCUUUGUUUUAUACAAAAUAUUUUUUAUACAAACUAUUGUUUUCUCUUUUAUUAAUAAUUAUCUAGUUUUAAAUAUACUUUUUAUUGUUUUUGUAAACAUUUAUUGCGGUAUUUUGCGAAUAUACUAAAAUGUAACAAUUAUUUAAAUCAAAUGUUAAGCGUACAAGUUUGUGUCAGUCUUAUGUUACACAAUAAUGUUACAUAUCUUUGUAAUAAUGUAAAGCAAGUUUCAACAAAAUGUAUUCUUUUACUCACAUUAAACUUGUGUUAAAUAGUACAAUAAAUGUAACAUUAACAGACAGCCCCACUGUUGGGCGUCGUAUUAUCAAACCCCUACACGUGUAGUACAGGGAUUGUGCCAAACGCUUCGGGGGGAAUCCUCACAGUUUCAUUUGUUUUUAGACCUCUAGAACAUGAGACUGCGUUAUGGUAUACAACCGCAAUAUGUUGUUGAGGUAUUAAAUUUAGUUACAGAUUAUAAUGGUUCUCUGUUCGUGGACCGCCUCUUUAUUCUUCUUCCUUGAAUGUGCUAACAUCACGCCGUGCCUUCCUUGGCCUUACGGAUAACAUAAUCUGCGCUGCCGGCAGAUUCCGUUACUGUUCUUAUAACUGUGUACUACGUAAAGUUACACUUUAACGUAAAGUGAUUGCUAAACUGUGACGAUUCCUCCACCAUUAUACUGUAAAGCAAAGGCAAACCAAUGCGAACAUAUUGAGUGAUGCAACCGACUGAUGACGUAUUCACCGGAUCGCACAAAAUAGUCUACAAACUGAGUUACGAAUUAUUAGCAGCCUCCAAAUGCAGUGCGUUAUAUUUGUAUGACCUUUCUAAUUGUUUUUCUAACAACAUUGAUAAAUACUUACAGUUUUUGGUUUAGUAGAAUCGUCGCUCAUUUCUGCCGCCGAGAAGCGUCUCUCCGGUCUGAAGGGUAUGGCGGAUGUGUUACACGCACGUCAGUUGACGAGACGCUGAACAAUUUGUAGGGAGACAGGACAGCGGCCCGGGAACACGCCUACAGCGAGUACCGGGCUCGCGCUCCCGCGAUUCGGCCCCUUGACCGCAAGGUUCAUGGGGCCAUGGGUGGUGGUGGGUCAAUCUCAGGCGGACCAUAUGCUUGUUUCGUCAACUUAAACACUCGUGACGUCAUAUAGCUUAAUGACCUUUCAGCGGGGGCGACUAACCGCGCGGCUAGCCGCUUAAAGUUUUGUGGGAGUAAAUGCAUACAAUCUUAAGUGAUUGCACGUUAAAUUGCAAAAGUGGUUAACAGCUAGCUUUUAGUUGUAAUAUCGGUCGGAUGCAGAACUUGGUCAUCGUUUGCAAAGGCCCUAAGCUUACUUUGUUGUUGUAUAGUUGUCAAUAGAGUACUUUUAGUUUACGCAGACCUCCGAGAUUAUUUAUAGUGCAUAGUAUUGACGUAACCGAAGGCUUUAUUAGAUGCUUUUUGUGUUUAUUUUGAACACCUUUACAGUUAGCUAAGAUACAGUUUAUUGUGUGAACGUACGCCGACGGAAAUGCUCGUCGACUGAACCGAUUUGCUUUUAUAAUCGUAAUAUUUUAAUCCGGUGUUAGAUCCUGUGUGAGAUAUUCGAUUUGCUAGUUGCAAUUAGUUGAAAUGAGUCGACUGACAUUUCCGCUGAUGUAUGCAAAUAAUUUAUUACAUAGAGUGAUCCUCAAAGUGAGACAUUGUGUUUAAUGUACAACACUAGGCAAAUCUAUAUAUAGUUAAAUAGUACUUAAUUAUUUUUAUUGUCAUUUAAUUAAUUAUUAUUAUUUAUGCGCUACAACUAAGCUGCUGGCGGAGAGGUGAGAGGGGUGAGAAUCGCUUAAAGAACUCAAAAAAAAGUCAAAGAGUGUGUAAAAUGUGCAAUCGCAUACCCGCAUAGUUCCCAUUCCUGUGGGAAUACAGCGAUAAACUGUAGCCUAUAUUACUUCCUGAUAAUGCAAAUGAAAGAAUUUUUCAAAUCGGUUCAGUAGUUUAUGUUACAAAAAAAAUCUAAGUCUUUCCCCUUUAUAAUACUGCUAGAGAUAAUAAAGGUUUACGACACGGUGACAUUAUUACGAAUGUCAAUAGUUUCACACGGUUUGUUUGUACUACGACAGUCUAAUGUUUCUACCCCGCUCCCUCUGCGUCAGGCCGCGGCCAAGUAGCUGCGUCUGCUCUGUAGUGGACUUGCAUCAGUUUUGUAUAUAAUUUGGGCCACUUCACCACCUUCUGCUACGUGCCUGAUACAAUGUUGCCGACUUUCCCAGCUGCCAUAACCGGAAAACAAAUUUAAUCUGGUCAUAUUUGGUCAAAAUAAAAAAAAUCAAGUUAAGUAUCGUUGAGAAAAAUACAGAUGUAGCUGUAUGUAAUACAGAUGUAUGUAAACUUAACAGGUAGUUAAAACAAAAUAUAGGUGUAGGAAAAUAUAUUCUUUUAAUUGUGAUUAUAACAUUUUUGACAAGUAAUUUUCCUGCAUUUGAUUUUGGUAAUUGUUCAAAAUCUGAACAGGUUACAUUAUGAACAUCGUUGUCAAUUCUACUAUCGCCAUUUAAACUUUCAGACGAAUUCUUUCAUCCUGUCAGAUAUUUUUUAAAACGCUGAAUAUGCGUUCUACAAACGCGUUUGAAGGUGGUACCGCAAAUAUUGUCUGUACUAUUAUCCGCAAAUAUACUCAGAAGAUUUGGGGCAUUAGUUUUUUUGAAAAAUCCACAAUAAAUCAGCUCGCAACCGUCGCGUUCACAAUUCUAGAAAUUGCAACCGGUCGCAAGAUUCGCCCUGACCCCAACAUGUCCUAACACCCUUAGAAAACAUACCCCUAGAACACUUGGAAACCCUGAUCGGAUAGCUUAUUCACACGUUUUGUCGUUUGAAAAAAAAGUAAGGAAGUGGCAAAACUUACGGUUCGACUGUCCAAUACUUAUCAGAAGGUUGUGAAAUUGACCCUAAAAGUUUUAUUGUAAUUCUUUAUAUUUAUACUUCUGAUAUAUUUUUUUCAUGUGCCAUAAUAAGGAAUUCUGACAGUGUGUUUAGUUUGUAAUAGUGACAGUAUAUUGUUUCUGAAUAGUAUCUGUGUUAUUCAUAACAGUUGUAUUAUUAAAUAGUAUAAUUUAGUUGUUAUUUUAAAGUUGGAAUUUAUCUGUCGACGUUAUGUAAGUGUCACUGUAAGAAGUAGAACUACCCCCAAUAUUUGUAAACGAUGAUAUCUCCAAAAGUAUGCUUUGAAUCUGUUUCAAAUGUGGUACUACAGUGCACUGGGUAUUUGCAAUAUAGUAUGUAAAGUAGAACAAAUAGUAUAAAACGCAUAAUAUGUAUGAACUCUGGUACUCAGUCAAGUGGCUUUUGAAAACUGUUUUAACAGUUUGAAAUUGCCAAAAGCAAUAAGAUAACUUUCGCAGCAUAUUUUUGGUGGUGGAAUGUUAAGACCAUCACAAAAAUAUUAUUAAUCUUUUGUUUUUGUAGAAAAAUUUCCAUCUCGCAGGUAAUAUACGAUGACUGUUUUAAUUUUUAGCUGUUCUUUUGUAUUUUUAUUGUUUGUUUUUUGAGGUUUUUUUAGGUAACUUUUAUCUAUAAAUUUUGAGAUCUAGAUAUUUUAAUUUCUGACUUUCCCUCGAUUUUUGGCGUAUGAAAUGUAAACAUCGCACAAGUAGUAACUGAACAUAUCACGAGUUUCCGUUUUAAUAAAUGAAUAAAAGUUAUUCUGUCCUGCGAGGUUCGGUUUAGGAUUAUUUGCGACAUAUUUACGUAUGAGAUGACGUUGUUAUUAUACUAUAUCGGAAGUUUUGAGCGAUGUUUUAGUGAGUUGUAUAAUUUGAAAUGUUUACGAUAUCCGUUGUGCGUCCGCUGUUAUUUUAUACUAGUUUUUUAAAUGUUUAUGAUUAUAAUAGUAAUUAUUAUUGUGAGAAUAUAUUUUACGCUUCCCAGAGGUGUUUUAGCCAAAGAAAAUGAAAUAAAUAUUGUACAAAUACAUAAACAGAGCGGCUUAAAGCCUUAAUAAAAGUAAUAUUAGUUGUCUUGCCAGUUAUUUGUAUAUAGGCCGCGGGGUCGGCGAGUGGCAACAGACGAUGUGGUCAAGAUCCGGCGUCAGAAAUAUAUACCCUCAUCAUUGCUGUUGGUCCGUUGUUGGCCUUUAGUGCUAUGGAAUAUCUGACAAAUAAUGUCCACAAUUGAACAAAUCUAGGAAAUCAUAAACUUGGUCAAAAGUAUACAUAUUUAGACGACUAAAUAUCUGAUGAGGGUAUGUUGUACAUAACAUUACCGUUUAUAUCUGGCAAACCCACAGUUGCAUUGUGAAAGCAACCUUUACUUUUACUUUCGUAUUCUUUACUUCUGUAAUCUAUUGACUGGUAUACGUUUAUUUUAAUUAACCAAGUAGAGAAGAUUAAAUAAAUUAAAAAAGUUUUUUUUUUAUACUGUCCGGCCGCAAUUUAACUAGGCAUAAUAUUUUCUAUAAUUCAUGUCAUAUAAUUUAACUAGGCAUAAUAUUUUCUGUAAUUCAUGUCGUAUCCCAAUUAAAUAACAGAUGAGGGUAUAUAUUUUGUAUGUCGGCUCUAGUACUAAUGUAACCGAGGUGUUGUGCGAGCGGCUUGCGCGCGGGGUACACGACCGGAGGCUUCACUUCCCGGGAAUCUCGUGCGGAUACAUACAUGCUCUGCAGUAUUAUUGUGUUAUUGUCUUUAUAUAUUUUGUCUCAGUACAUUCUCUCGUCUCCAGUGUAGCGGCCACUUUCGGUCAUAUUUACAAACAUUGAAUUCAGAUUAAAAUUUUCUUCAAAGUGAAGUGGACCUAAUCACGUGAAAAUGUGGAAAAUUGAGGCUUAAUCUAUGUUUAUAAAUACGGCUGAAAGUUUUAGAGCUUCGCUGCCAGCGUAUGCUACACUCGAGAUGCGAGAUAGUGGAUGUAUCGUUCGGUGUAACGUGUAAGGGUUAACUGUGAGAUUAACGUUUAAGUAUUUAAUGGUUUUUCAGUAGUGUCGGUGUUGUGUACCUCGCGUAAAUAACUGUAUGUUGUGUUAAUUAAUUGUAGCUAACACGAGAGCGAGCGAUGCGCGCCGGCGCCAUGACGCCGGGUGACGUCACGCGCGGCGCGGCGCCCUCUGUAUUUGUUGUUUGUUCACUGAUCACUUAGAACGUAAUUAGCUGGAUAAAUUAAUACAUAUAAUAUAGUUUUAUGAUGAAAUAAAAUAUGUAUAUGUAA
This is a messenger RNA of Bicyclus anynana (squinting bush brown), 17549 nucleotides long. It is a transcript of the gene Pkc98E, whose product is annotated as protein kinase C. The record is from RefSeq and is a predicted model, not a curated record. The coding region runs from base 313 to 2571 and encodes 752 amino acids. Lineage: Eukaryota; Metazoa; Arthropoda; Insecta; Lepidoptera; Nymphalidae. The transcript is spliced from 20 exons. Gene Ontology annotation, biological process: protein phosphorylation. Gene Ontology annotation, molecular function: diacylglycerol-dependent serine/threonine kinase activity; ATP binding.